AUGGAAAAAGCCUCCUACAAACAAGUUCAAAACGAAGGAAAGAGCAUCGCCCAAACUAAAUAUCAAGGAUUAGCAAAACAGGCCCAAGAAUUAGUUAUCAGAAUUUGGGGUAAAAUAAAUAUUAUGACUGAAUUAAUAAUUAUUAGAACUCACGAGAGUGAAAAAAUAAGAAAGUUUUUGGAGCAAGAACGGGUUGAUUAUGAAGUUUAUCACGAAGAAGAAAAACCCCAAAAAAUCAGUGAAGCAGCACUAGGAAGGGCCUACCAGGAAGCAUGGAGCAAUCCCCAACGAUAUCAGGAGGCCCAAAAAUGA
Messenger RNA from Racocetra fulgida, 312 nucleotides. Lineage: Eukaryota; Fungi; Glomeromycota; Glomeromycetes; Diversisporales; Gigasporaceae. The record is from the annotation of a GenBank genome assembly.